AUGAGUGAAAGAAAUGAUGAAGAAAAUAAUUUAAAUAAAUUAAGUCUUUUAAGUGAUGAUCAAGAAAAUGAUAUAAAUAAUGAAAGUGUGAAUUUUUCAACGGAAAAUAUAUUAGAAAAUUAUGAUGAGAUUAAUAUAAAUUCUGAUGGAAAAGGAAUGUCUGAUAGUAUAAAAAAUAAAUUAGUUCAUAAAAAUGUAUCUUUAAAAAUACAUAAUAUAAUAUCAUCAGCUAAUUUAUGUUUAGAAAUAGAUUUACGUUUGAUAGCCGUAUCUAUUAGAAACGCAGAAUAUAAUCCAAGUAAAAUUAACACUCUUAUAAUAAGAUUGAAUAAACCUAAAUGUACAGCUUUAAUUUUUAAAAAUGGAAGAAUAAUGUUAACAGGAACAAAAACAAAAAAUGAUUCUAUAUAUGGAUGUAAAAAAAUAGGAAAAAUUAUAAAAAUAAUAACUAAUAAAUCUGUAAAAUUUCAAAAUUUUAAGAUAGAAAAUAUAAUUGCUAGUGCUAAUUGUAAUAUGCCUAUAAGACUAGAAAUGUUAGCUCAUGAUCACAAAGAAUAUUGUAAUUAUGAACCUGAAUUAUUUGCAGGAUUAGUAUAUAGAUAUAAACCUACAUCAAAAUUAAAAUCAGUUAUUUUAAUUUUUGUUUCAGGAAAAAUUAUUAUUACUGGAUGUAAAUCCAUCCAAAAACUAAAUACCGUUUUUCAAGAUAUAUAUAAUGUUCUAAUUCAAUAUAAAAAUUGA
Messenger RNA from Plasmodium gallinaceum, 741 nucleotides. It is a transcript of the gene TBP, whose product is annotated as TATA-box-binding protein, putative. Lineage: Eukaryota; Apicomplexa; Aconoidasida; Haemosporida; Plasmodiidae. The coding region runs from base 1 to 741 and encodes 246 amino acids. Gene Ontology annotation, biological process: DNA-templated transcription initiation. The record is from RefSeq and is a predicted model, not a curated record. Gene Ontology annotation, molecular function: DNA binding; RNA polymerase II general transcription initiation factor activity. The transcript has a single exon.